This is a messenger RNA of Clarias gariepinus (North African catfish), 2587 nucleotides long. It is a transcript of the gene nup58, whose product is annotated as nucleoporin 58. Gene Ontology annotation, cellular component: nuclear pore. Gene Ontology annotation, molecular function: structural constituent of nuclear pore. Gene Ontology annotation, biological process: nucleocytoplasmic transport. The transcript has 14 exons. NCBI's taxonomy places the organism in Eukaryota, Metazoa, Chordata, Actinopteri, Siluriformes, Clariidae. The record is from RefSeq and is a predicted model, not a curated record. The coding region runs from base 328 to 2142 and encodes 604 amino acids.
GCUGACGAAGAAACGCUGAGCGCGGAAACAAAUUUGUGGAAAUUUUGGUAUUAUCAUCGUUAUUAGUAUCAGUUUUAUUCUUAUUAACUCGUAAUAUUUGCGUCGUUAUUGUAUAGAUUGCGAGCGGGGUAUCUAAUCGUCGAUGUGUGCUGUUUCAACUUUUUCCUCGACGCUUUAACGGGUCUAAUGGCGCGCACGAGGACGAAAAAAUGAAAAGCUAGCAUUGUUAGCUAGUUGCUUUUGUACAGAGCUCGCGCGCUAGUGUGAAAACAAACGCAACAACAACAAUACUACUAUAAUAAUAAUAAUAAUACAAAAAUUAUAAACAUGUCGGGGUUUAAUUUUGGAGCUGGUGGAGGGGGCUUUUCUUUUGGAGGAGCCGCAGCAACACCAGCACCAGCAGUAGCAACAGCAGCCAGCACUCCUGCUUCAGGAACCAGCGGCUUCAGCUUUGGCGGUUUGGGAGCGGUGACCCCCAGCACCAACACCAGCACCACCACAAGCUCGACCCUGAGCCUCGGCGGCACCCUGUUUGCACAGAAACCGGCAACAGGGUUCUCCUUUAACACGCCUGCUUCGGGGGCAGCUGCACCAUCGACCGGCCUCACCUUGGGAACUCCCGCCACCACUUCCGUCUCCACGGGCUUCGGAUUCGGGAAACCAGCGGCCUCAGCGAGUCCGUUUUCUUUGGGCACGCCCGCCACCGCCACCAGCACCACCUCGGCCCCGGCGACCACCGGGCUGAGUCUGGGCUCCGUCAUCACCUCGUCAGCGCCUCAGACCGGAUCAAACACAGGGUUCUCCUUCAAUCUGGGAGGAGGAGGAUUAGGAUUAGGAGCUGCCUCAUCAGCAGCUCCAGGCACCGGGCUCAGCCUCGGCUCCUCACUCUUCUCCAGCACGGGCUCAACAGGUCUUGGACAGUCGACUCUGGGCGGAGGUCUGACUUUAGGUGGGUUGCUCUCGUCCUCUACAGCGCCCACGGCUCCGGUUGCCCCGGCGCCAAGUGUGGGUUUGGGUGGAGUCGACUUUAGCGCCUCGUCAGAGAAGAAAAGUGAUAAAUUAUCUGGAACUCGACCUGAAGACAGUAAAGCACUGAAAGAUGAAAACCUGCCCGCUCCCAUCUGCCAGGACGUCGACAACUUCCAGAAGUUCGUUAAGGAGCAGAAACAGGUUCAGGAGGAGAUCAGCCGCAUGUCGUCUAAAGCCAUGCUGAAGGUGCAGGAGGACAUCAAGAGCCUGAAGCAGCUGCUGUCGGUCAGCGCCAGCGGCCUGCAGAGGAACGCGCUGUCUAUAGACAAGCUGAAGAUGGAAACGGCGCAGGAGCUGAAGAACGCUGACAUCGCACUGAGAACCCAGAAAACUCCUCCUGGACUUCAGCACGAAAACACGGCUCCGUCCGAUUACUUCCGGGCGCUGGUUGAGCAGUUCGAGGUGCAGUUACAGCAGUACCGGCAGCAGAUCGAGGAACUGGAGAACCACCUGACCACACAAAGCAGUGGCUCUCACAUCACUCCUCAAGAUCUGUCCAUGGCCAUGCAGAAGCUCUACCAGACCUUUGUAGCCCUGGCUGCACAGCUGCAAGCCGUUCAUGAGAAUGUUAAGGUGUUAAAACACCAAUACCUGAGCUACAGGCGAGCUUUCCUGGACGACACGACGGACGUGUUCGAGUCGAAGCGCAGCGCCAGCCGCAAACUGCAGAACGCCCCGAGGGUCACCACCGGCCCCACGCCCUUCGGCUCUGUCCCGAGCGCCGCCGCAGUGGCCAUGGCUGCCACGCUCACGCAGCAGCAGCAGCAGCCCGCUCCAGGAUCUCAGGCGGGGUUUGGGACUCCUUUUGCCUCGGGUAUGAGCGCUAGUAUGGGCUCCAGCAGCCUCGGAGCAGCUUUCGGGAGCGGGCCGGCAUUCGGCGCCUCGGCGGCGGGAGGCUCGUCGUUCGGGUUUUCUGCUAACAAGCCGUCUGGAGGGAGCUUGAGUGCAGGGUUUGGAAGCUCCAGCACCUCAGGCUUUAACUUCAGUAACCCGGGCAUCAACGCUUCGGCCGGGCUGACCUUCGGUGUGUCCCCGACCCAGAGCGCUGGCUUUGGCACCGGAGUCCUGCAGCUGAAAAAACCUCCAGCGGGCAACAAGAGGGGCAAGAGAUAGAACAGCGGGGCAGAUGACUACAGGACAAAGGGAAAUAAAAGUGUUAGAGGUCACAGGGAGGGCAGACAGAGUGUCUGGUUUCUCCUGUGUUUGUGAUGGAUGUGUUUUAAGGACGAAUGUAUGUUCUGUGAUUCAUACAGUCUUAUCUGUGUUUCGUUCUCUGAUCAGACACGCAUUCAUUAUUACUGACGCCCAUCUAGUGUUUCAGAAGUGUUUUUUUCCUUUUUAGCUGUGCUGCAGUUCAGUGUCCCUCUCGUUCUGUCCAUCACUCUAAGACGUCCUUUUAUGUCCUAAUCAACUAUUGUUGUUUUUGUGCCGCUGAUUUUUUUUGCUGUUUCUUUUUGUAUUGUCUGUUAUAUGGUAAUUACAAAAUCUUUUUUUUUUUGUUGUUCAUUAUGACUUUAUUAAAAAGCUUUAUAAAUAAAAAAGAAAAUUAUUUCUUCAA